Myxozyma melibiosi is the source of this 3266-nucleotide messenger RNA. RefSeq lists its product as uncharacterized. Gene Ontology annotation, molecular function: zinc ion binding; DNA-binding transcription factor activity, RNA polymerase II-specific; transcription cis-regulatory region binding. The record is from RefSeq and is a predicted model, not a curated record. The transcript is spliced from 3 exons. Gene Ontology annotation, cellular component: nucleus. Lineage: Eukaryota; Fungi; Ascomycota; Lipomycetes; Lipomycetales; Lipomycetaceae. Gene Ontology annotation, biological process: regulation of DNA-templated transcription. The coding region runs from base 231 to 3002 and encodes 923 amino acids.
ACGUAAGCGCCAGUUCCGUGCCGAGAGAACAAUGGGGCGGCUCUGUGCUCGGACAGCGGCAUAACCCUCGCGCGGCGGGUGCACAGCUGCCAGCCGAAAGACAGCGGCGUCGGCGAGGCCCGGAAGUCGGCCGCCGUUCCGCCGAGAGAGACGGCCAAACUUCCUCUGCCGUACGUCUUCACGACCAAGUUCUUAAGCAUCUGCUCCCUCCCGCGUCCAGAGAAGAAGCAAUGCUGCCGUAUGGUCAGUCCAAAUCGCCCUAUGCCCUCUCUUCUCUCAUCCACCCGCCCGACAGCUCCCAGCAACCCGAGCUGCCGAACAACCUACCCGCAGUCCGCAGCCUGUCUGCCGCGGUGUCGGCCCAGCAACGGGCUGUAGAACAGCCCGCCGCUGCUGUCGCCGACGAGCACAAGCGCUCCCGCGCCUGCGACAACUGUCGAGCGCUCAAGGUCCGCUGCGUGCCUCACGACGAGUCUGACGCCUCUGGAGCCUGUCAUCGCUGUUUCAAGUCGGCGCGGAAAUGCGUCUUCACCGUGAACCCGCGCAAGCGACAGAAGCGCACCGAUACCCGGGUCGCUGAUCUUGAGAAGAAGCUCGACGAGCUGACGCAACGGCUCAGUGCUGCUCGCGAGGAAGGGGAGUCUGUUGGAUCGCCUGAUUCAGCCGACGGAUCCAGUCGCGCUACCGGAGCAGGUAGUCUUAUCGCCUCCUCUGCCCACGCUUCCGAACCAAUAUCCCGUUUAUCGCCUUCGACUCCUCAGCCUGGAUCCCGACUGUACUAUCAUCCAUCCAAUGGGUCUACUUCGACUUCGCCUCCUGCGCCUGACCCUGUGGCGCAACCCCAAUCGCGUGCAAAGUCCGAUGAGUACCGCAGCAUGUCCAGCCUGGCUGAGCUCGCAGCCUUGAAGUCGCAUGGUGCCUCGGCCUUCCAAAACUCGUUUCACGCUUUUUUCGGACGUCCUGCUCCUGAGGCGUCGAACCUGCCAGUCGUCGAUCCGGCACAUAUCAGGAACAUUUUGACGAAAUACGGUCUCUGCGAUGGGUACGCGCAAGGUGUGCUUGAGUACUUUGUCAAAACAGUGUUGCCUUGUGGCAGCCUGGUGUACUUCGAUCCCGAUACCAAAUUCGAAGAUUUGAUCCAGACGAAGCCAUUGGUGACGCUCUCGAUUUGUAGCAUCGGCUCAACCAAGAACGGCGCAAAAGGGAGAAACGAGAUCGCGUCUAGUCUUAUGUCGGAGCUAUACAAAAUUGUCUCCGAGCAGGUUCUGAUCGUCGGAACUAAAUCGGUCGAUCUUAUUCAGGCGCUACUGAUUUUGACAUUCUGGUACAGUCCACCGGAGCUGUUUGAAGCCCGAAAAAUUCAUGUCUUCACUGCAUGUGCCGUCGCGAUCUCCAGUGAUAUGGGUAUAGGUCAGCCUUCUCGUCAUCGAAGAAAACUUUUUGAAAAACCCUACGAUCAAAAAUCUCCUGAUCCAAAGAUGGAGUUGACCUCUCUCGAGCACCGUCGCUUAUGGAUCGCUGUAUAUCUCUCAGCGAGUUGCUACAGCAUGCUGUUUCGGCAAAUGACACUUCUGCAGUGGUCUCCUUACCUACAAGAGUGCUGUGAUGUCUUGGAAAAUCAAACUGAAGGAAGAACAUAUUUCGAUCAAGUACUUUGCAGCCUUGCCCGGCUGCAUUCCAUAGCGGACGAGAUCAAUUUGAUGUUUCAUCCGGCUGAUUUCGCAGAGUCAGUGGAUAUAAAUGAUCGGAGAACGACAAAUCUAAUGCGAAUGUUUGAGAGACAUCUUGCAGCUUGGAAAGCGAAAUCUCCCGACGACCCUUUCCUCUUGAUUUCAUACUACAGCACACAGAUCUUCAUGCACGAAAUUGGCCUCCACAACAAAACCAACCGGUCCGAUUUCGUGAUUCCCUUCACAGAAACCUCGCUCAAUCCCGACGCCCCGAUUGUGACGCCUCUUCAUGUGGAGUCGAUUUCGUGGUGCAUUUCCUCAUGCCAAUCUCUCAUCGACAUAUUCUGCACCUGUGACUUGACGCGAUUGUCGUAUGCCCCGGUGCAUAUCAUCGGACGAGUGAUUUACGCAUGCACGAUUCUCCUAAAAAUCUCAAUCAUGAUUUUGCGCGUUGACCGGAUGUCUUCAGUCUGCUCGAUCAGCAUGGUGCGCCCGGAAUAUUACCUCGGACGGGUGUAUCAGCAGAUCUCCCUUCUUUGCUCCGACGGGCCUUUCUCUCUCGUCGCACUAAAGUUCAAGUACGUGCUUGGUCAUUUGUACAUGUGGUUCCACCGCGUGAACCGCGGGGCGUGGAGAAAGAGCAGCCAGGGUGGUAACCCGGAGAACAGCCGUUCGAAGCCCUCGCACCGAGCUCCGAAAGCCACGACUUCUCAGACCCGCAAUGAUACAGAUAAGCCUGAAUUAUUCAGCGGAAUGACGGAGUAUGAUGCUGCGAGCUCGAAUCCGGCCUUUGACGAGAAUCAUGUGUCGACGCUAGACAUGCUGAGCUCUGUUGCCGUACGGGAGGCGGGACAGAAUCAAAACUCGUCAGAAUCUCCACAUACCACCACAGCUCCUUCCAACCAGCCCCCGGCCCGGGCCCGGGCCCCAGUCAAUGCGCCUCUAGCUGAUAAGACAAACACGCCCUCCUCCUAUACGCCAGAGGAAGAAAUUCGAAUGGCAGACUCAGGAUUGACCAUAUACGAACACAUCUUUCAAGAAUUCAUGGGCGGCGCUUCGGACGACACAGGACUUAAGCCCGAAGACUACAAUCCCACGCUGCCAAACUAUGCAGCAGGCGACCCCAACCGGCAAAAUAGCACACAAUUGCCGCCGGAGGCGUAUUUCGGGAAACAGGAUAUGGCGGACUUGAACGCGUACGACUAUCUAUCAGCCGAUACGGGAGCGUUCUCGAUGAGCCAUUUUAUGGACGAUUAUUUCUGGAAAGACUUGUAUUUCAUCAACAACGGACAGGCGCCGGACCCUGUUGUGAGUUCUGCACCUGAAACUUGAAUGGGUUUAUCCCACUUGCGUUUAUCAUACAUCAUGUUCGUUUGCUCUUUUGUUCUAUGGUUAUUGGCUCUUGGGUUUCAUAGACUGGCUGUCGCCGUCACACAUCGUUCGAUUUUAUGUACCAUGGAUAUAUACAUUGUGAUUUUUGUUUGCUCUCAUAGAUAUUUUCUCUGCUAUGUUAUGGAUUAUAUGCAGCAUUACAUGAUUUGCAAUGAAUACGAUUUAAAAUAUAUAGUUAUAAUGACUUAGCGCUAAAUACAACCG